GAACCCUAUUAUUUUAAUAUUAUUUUGGAACAAGUUCCGGUCUUCCUCUUGUUUCAAACAAAGGGGUCAUUAAAAAAAAAAGUUGGGUGUUGUGGUUUUCUUUCAUCAUCGACCGAAGCAAAUGGAAGCGCACUCGAUCGUCGUCCUCUGAGCACGGGCUCUGUUUCUGCGACGAGGAGAGAAAGAGGAAGAAGAUGAUGAGAGUGAAAUUGAUGAAUGAGUGAAGGAAGGAAGGAAGGAGACAGAGACCAGAGCAGAGCACCAUUCUCACACCGUUUGAUGAAUCUGCAUCUCGAGAUUGGCGCCUCCGCAGCUCUGCUAUUCUCUUGAGUCUUCUUUUCUUGCCUGCAUAAUUGGGAGUGAUGGAAUCAGAUGCAUGGAGGUGCAGGAGAACAGAUGGGAAGAAGUGGAGGUGCGGGAUGAGUGUGGUUGCUGGCCAGAAAUACUGCCACCGCCAUAUGCACAGAGGCCGCCUCCGUUCAAGAAAGGCUGUGGAAGCCGCUGCCAUUGCCCUUGAGAGACCAGCUCAGACUUCAGCGGACCUCCAUCCUUCCUCCUCCAAAAAUGCCCUCUUCCCCGCCCCAACCCUAACCCAGAACGCCGCCGCUACGGAUGCCCUUAAACUUAAAAGAAGCAGCGCCCUUCCAGCUACUCUAACCACGGAUUUGUGCCCCACGCCGGCCGCCAACAACAACAACAAUGUGCUUCAGCCUCAUGGCCUAGAUUUCUCCCCAAAGAGUGUCCUUCCAGUUGAGCGGUGCUUCCAUGGAGUCCUCGACGAGGCAGGGAGGUGCAGGAGAACGGAUGGGAAGAAGUGGCGCUGCCGCCGCCAUGUGCUCCCCAGCCACAAGUAUUGCGAGAGGCAUUUGCACAGGGGAGCUAAACCACGCCCUCAAACUUACCCACAGCCACCUAAACUGCCCAACAUUGCCACUCACACUGCUGCACAGCCGGUCAUUAAUACCACUACUUCCACUACCAGCAGUGACGCCACCAUUAGCGACGACGCCACCAUUAGCGACGACGCCACCUUCAUUGGCAUUGCCAGUAGUGCAAAUUCCAGAAACUAGCUAACUAUUCCAACACAGGCCCUUUUCAAGUCUGUGUUGAGACUUCUGGUAUGAUAUGCUCUAAGUAAUUAGUGUUUGACAAGUUGAAGGUUUCUGCUACCAGGAAACAACUGAUUGACUGAUAUUUUGAUCGGAGCAGCAAACAAGUAGUGCGUGCAUUCAGAGCUUAGUUACUACUGUACGAGAAUCGCAAUUCUUAUGUGCUUAACUGAUCC
This is a messenger RNA of Linum tenue, 1285 nucleotides long. The record is from the annotation of a GenBank genome assembly. Lineage: Eukaryota; Viridiplantae; Streptophyta; Magnoliopsida; Malpighiales; Linaceae.